AUGCUGAGGCGCUGGAGCAUGAAGGUGGCCGCCCUUGGGUCUCUUAGUGGUGUCAACGAGUCUGGAACCCAGUUCUUUGAGCAAAUGUGUGCACGGGGAGCAGUGUGCGUGCCACGGGUGUUGGUUGUGGCACUGGUUGUGAUACUGGCCGCUCCAGCCUCCAGCCAGAAUCUGUUGAAUAUACUGGCUCAUAUUGUACGGGAUCUACCAGCGCUAGGACAAGCCAUCAGUACGCCGCUUCAUUCAAAGUCUACGUCUGCACACUUCCGCCAACAAACUAUAAAUUCUAAAGGAGACGAGGUUGCAGAGCGUUACUGUUUCGGGGAGUUGGGAUGCCUGGAGACAGGCAGCGACUUCUAUCACCCAAAAUACCGGCCACUCAAUCUCCAACCGGAGUCGAGAGAGACCAUCAACGUCCUCUUUACUAUCUACUCUAGGCAGGACCUGCUGGGUGUAGUGGUGUCCGCCCAAGAUGUCCAACAGGUCCUUAAAUCUUCCUUUAGGCCCAACAGAAAGACGAAAAUCAUCAUCCAUGGGUAUCUCAAUGGUCGGGACAUGCCUUGGUUGACGGACAUCGCAUCUGCCUUUCUUCGCACCGGCGACUACAACGUGAUAAUGGUGGACUGGACGGAUGGUUCUCUGGGGUUGUAUGGACAGACUGUGGCCAAUGCCCGGGUGGCGGGACUCGAGGUGGCCCACUUGAUCACAUGGCUCAGGGACAACACGGGACAUCGACCUCAAGAUGUGCACAUCAUCGGUCACUCUCUCGGCGCUCACGUUUCUGGGUACACGGGGGAGCGAGUGCCCAAACUGGGAAGGAUCUCAGGACUGGACCCAGCGGAACCCUACUUCCAGUACAUGCCUUCCAGCGUCCGUCUGGACCCCACUGACGCUCUCUUCGUCGACGUUAUCCACACCGAUGGAGCACCUUUCUCCUUAGAUGGUGGGUACGGACUGAAGGAGCCAGCUGGUCACCUUGACUUCUAUCCCAACGGCGGCCAGAACCAGACAGGCUGUGAAACGCCUCUAGCAGCGCCCAUCAGGUGGUUCAUAAAUGGCAAAAAUUUCACCAGAGCAUGGAAUGUUGUGGAGGACGCUCUCGGGUGUAACCAUUUACGAGCUGCGUUCCUCUUCCGUGACUCCAUAGACUCUCAGUGCCCCUACAUCGCCUUCAGCUGCCACUCCUACCAGCAGUACCGACAAGGUAAAUGCUUCAGUUGUGGUGAGGAUGGCACCAGGUGUGCCAGCAUGGGAUUUUACGCAGACACCUGGCCAGGCAGAGGACAAGUUGGCCUCAAGUUUUACCUCACCACUGGCCCGGUAGAGAAUCUCUGCUUGUACCACUUCCGGCUGAGGCUGCAGCUUGGGGCAGGGCCCGGGACAACUAUGGCUGGACAACUGAGCAUCACCUUCUUCACCAACAAUGGACACACCAUAAAGUUUGAUCUCCUGACUACUACAAUUCCCCAAAGACUGGAGCACGGUAAGAGGUACACAUUCUUGGUGGAACACGGGGAAGACCUGAGCAAGAUCCAGUACGCCCACUUCACUUGGAUCAUCGAUGGAAGCUCAUAUAUCCCCGCUUCUGAUGGCCCACUUCCACUCUCCAGCGUCUCCAUAUUCAACAUUGAAAAAUCUGUUCAAAGAGAGCGGAGUGGUGGGCCGCUGCUGGGGUCUGAGGAGGUCGUGUUGUGCCCUGGUGGUAAACAGAACGACGUCCUGGUAGGAAGUGGUGAAACCGUCCAGCUGCUGACUUCACCCACCUGCUUCUCCGCUUGACAACAUCCAGCUGGCCUUACUCAGAUAAUAACAGAAGUACAUGUAAUGUCCUGAGCAAUAAGUCACAGUACUAAGGUUCGUACAGUUCACAAGUAACUACAGUACCAUAGUUGGAACAGUUCACAAUUAACUCAAAUUACAGGAGAAACUGGAAGAUUAUGUAUACUGCUCUUAAUCUUAUUGUUAGUGCUUUGGGAUCUACAUCAGCAAACUACGUCAAACCAACCCAUAGUUACCCAACAGACAUCAGUUGUUAGAAUAAUCACCCAAUUAGGUUUCAAACAACAUACACAUCCUACUAUUCAGCCUUAAUUUACUCGGCUUGCAACAAAUCAGCACCUGUGCUUUUUAUACAGAGAGGAUACUCGGAACUAAUUUCAACCCAGCGCUACGACUCUUCCUAGAGAGCUGCAACAAAACAUGUGCAACAAACUAAUAUCUCUUUAAUAUACCAUGUGUAUGACUCUACCUGUAUAGGAACUCCUUGCAGAUAAAGAGCCUUUAAAUGUAGAAUUCUCGUCCAGGUGCAAGAAAUUCUGCCAUGUCCUUGAAAAAUAGUUAAGCGUAUCUCCCAAAUCUGACCUAAACAUUGAUUAAAUUAAUUAAAACCCAGGUUAGCAAUAGUAAUUCAGUUGGUACAAAUGUUUGCAUAUAUCCUGAUCUCACUUGAUCUCAUUUAUCACCAAAAUAUUUCGUUAUAUGAAAUAACCAAAUGUAUAUUCUACCAGUACUUCACAAAUUGCUGCAUAAUCUCAAUGUUUUAAAUCAUAAACUUUAUGUAGUGUCAAAAACAUUAAUACUUGCAAUCUAAUUAAAGUAACUUAACUGAUUGUUAAAGUUAAGACUUCCUGAAUUGAUCAAUUUAAUGUAGUUUACAUAAGUCAGCCAUUUCUAUUUUUUUUAUAUAAUCUGAAGUGUACUUGUAAAAAUAGUUAGUCUUGUCUUGUCCAUCUUGGAACAUAAAGUUGCAACUUCAUGGUUUAUGAGAACCUGUAAUUAUUUUAUUCAGCAUUGAAAUCCUUGUCAGGGAGUUUUCAAUGCAGUGGUGGACGCUCAGUCUUCCGUUCGCUAGUCGUGGCCUGAUGUCUGAUCAGUCAGGCUGUUGGUGAUCGCUCAAAAAAAUCUUCAGUAUUACUGUCGGCAGACUUCUUAACAAAUACCUCCAGUGACUAGAAUAUUGAGCUAAGCUUUAGUAGGCCGCAUGACAGUUACUGUCAAAGGCAUUUUUUCGAUAGACACUUAGCCUUCUGUGUGUUUUUGUGUGUGGGUGGGGGAGCUGCUUAUUUUGAAAGAUAUUUUGGUUAUGCCGCGGUGCCCUCUGCCCCAGCUAUUUCGGGAUAGAGAUUCGAUUGUACUAGUCUCAAACUUCGAGGCCUGGAGUCUAAAAGCCUAGUUGAAUCAACCUCACCGAGAUAGGAGACCGGGCACUUUCACAUUGUAUAUAGAACUUACAAAUAUAUAAGUGCACAUGUUCAGAGUUGGGAAUCAUUUCUAAAGUUUCCUUCAUCAGAAACAUCUUCAUCAAUACAAUGAAUUGAUGGAACUCCUGUUGAGAGAAAUUUAUCAGUUUCCUAAUGUUGUACAUGUUAUAUACACCAGACUCUGUACCAUAAGAGGAUGCAGAAGCCUAGUACCUAUAGGUACAGAUCACAGUAUAUAUAAAUCUUUCAUUGGGACAACGCUUCUCAGAGUCCCAAUGAAAGCUUGUUCUGUACAUGGUUUUCGUACCAGUGUAACACAGCAUUCUUAAAUCUGGCACCAGUUUCUGGAUUUUACAUCUGCGUUAAUGAUAAAUUUUUGAUCAGAAAACAUCCCAUCGGCCUGCAACGUGUGAUGGAGUAUCUUAACCCUGCCAUAGUCAGUCAUUAAGAUCUUCAUCACGUUUAGAAUUUAUGCGUCCAGGUAUUGGGUCAAGUUUGUCUUGCUUGUAUAUAGAACUGCUUUUAUUUUGUCUGUAUGCAUGCUAUGGAGAAUUAUCAUGCCCGUAGUGUGAUAAUUCUCGGUUAUUUAUUCAGAAUAAAAAAUGAA
This is a messenger RNA of Cherax quadricarinatus, 3807 nucleotides long. The record is from RefSeq and is a predicted model, not a curated record. Lineage: Eukaryota; Metazoa; Arthropoda; Malacostraca; Decapoda; Parastacidae.